Molecule: messenger RNA, 1098 nt
Organism: Truncatella angustata
Lineage: Eukaryota; Fungi; Ascomycota; Sordariomycetes; Amphisphaeriales; Sporocadaceae
Exons: 2
Coding region: 1-1098 (365 amino acids)
Biological process (GO): regulation of DNA-templated transcription
Molecular function (GO): DNA-binding transcription factor activity
Source: RefSeq, a predicted model, not a curated record
AUGCCUCGUGGCCACAUCGGAACCGGCCAGCUGCGUAAGCGGCAAAAUGCCCAAGCGCAACGCAACUACCGUGCAAAGCAAAAAAACCGAGUGCAUGCCCUCGAGCAAAUGGCAGCAUCUGUACUGGCCAGCAGUAGCUCACUCAACGCUUCUGCUGGACACGCUGCGACUGAUGCAGAAAUAAUGGACACGAGUACAAGAGCCACAAUCAACGUGCACUCAGGUAGCAGCAGUAAUCACAACAUGCUCGCAAAAGCCUUGAGCUUCCCAGUCCUCUUCUCUUUCUCCCGAGACGAAUUAAUCAGAUGUGUCCGAAUCAUGGCAAGUGAGGGCUUCGGUCUUCGGCACAUCGUCAAGUAUGGCUUGAUAAGCCUUGGAUAUGGAAUGGCAGCAGACCUCUUCGACCAAGCCUCGCAAGCCCCCUCACAGCGCUGGAUUGAACUGGUGAAGCUGAGUUAUGGGGGUAUCGAUAUGAAACUCGUCGUAUCGCGCGGCAUCACGCUUCUUGGUCGGCUUCGGAAUCCUCCAGCAUGGCCAUCACUGGAGACAUUGAGAGCAACGUGCCCGAAUCCACCAAGUACUAUUACAUUAUCAGUCGUGUCAAUUCUUUCAGCUCAGCUGCUCAAUAUGCAGUUUCUUGAUAUAUCCCCAGACAUGCUUUGGGACGAAGACUCCGUGUCACCAUUAUACGAUCCACACUUGGAAAAAGAUGGCGCUUCACUAAAUGGUCACGGAUGUAUACGAACCAUCCCAAGAGAUCUUCAACCCACCACCAACCAGCGCCUAUUCCCACAUCACCCAUACCUAGACCUUAUCCCUUGGCCAAUCUUCCGCUCAAACGUUAUAGCAGCCAUUUCUUUAGACCCACCUAUGAUUGAUGAGGACGAUCUCUGCCUAGACCUGACGAAUGACGGGUUUCGAUGCUGGGGUACUACUAUGGGCUCUUUGCAUGGGCGCGGAGAAGGUGUUCCUUGGGACUGUCGUAGCUGGGAGGCCACUCCAUGGUUCUUGGAGAAAUGGCAGUGCCUUACCGGUGGUGAAGAUGGUGAAAUGUCCAGAAAUAGUGCUUGGUGGAGAUCCAUGCAGGGCAUGUCUUAG